AUGGAGACGGCUUCGAGCGUAGCCGCGACUCGCAAAGGAAAAAGUGGCGCGCCGUUUCGGAUUCUUGAAGAUGCAGUGAUCAAGUGUUUUGGUGUCAUUGGUGUGCGUUGGGUGCUGACAUACCUGGUGAAGUCCUUCCGUGGAGGUGGAAGAUUGAAACCUAGACUCAGGGGGAGUUUAGCAAAGAUGGUUUCAUUGAAGAGAUCUAUGAAGAUUGCAGCUGUAGAAGACAGUGUGCUCCGGAGCAACUUCGUGAAAGAGAAAGACAGAGAGCUGCAUGCUGUUAAACUGGAUAACGAAGCAUUAUGUUGCCUGGGCGAACAAAACAAAGAACUUGCUACCCUCAGAAGGGAGCGUGAUCACUCUGAUGCUGAGAGAUCCCAAAAUUUACAUAAAUUAUCUGAACUUCAGGAGCAUUUUCAAGAGAAAGAGAGACAAUACGUUGAAUUGCAGGAAUAGAAUAGGAUAGUUCAAGAAACAGUCAUGUACAAGGAUGAGCAACUGAGAGAAGCGCAAGGUUGGAUUGCGCGUGCUCAGGAGAUGGAUGUUACAAAUCACUCCUUGCAGGCUGAAUUGCGAGAACGUACCGAGCAGUAUAACCAGCUCUGGCUUGGUUGCCAAAGACAGGUUUGAUGGAUGGAGAGAUUGCAUGUACAUACAGUGCAACAGCUUAAGCUUGACCUUGCCAAUGUAAAGGAAGGUGGUGGCUUGAAAACGAAGUCCAACGGUGCCUCCCACUCCCAGACUUUCCAGAACAGAGGUCAGGUGACGCCUCUACAUUCUUUUGUCAUGCAUCAACAAGAGAUUCUUAAGCCUCAGGGAACUUCACCACCUCAUGUUGCACAGUCAGCAAAAGGUGCUGUACCAGCUAGUUCACAGUUGCCUAUGCAGAAUCAUGUGCAUCCAUCUCAAGACGUUCAUGGCUUGGUUAGAUCUGAUGCGACGAGUGAGUACCAAGUACAUGCCAAAGGACAGUCCCUUGUUCAAGGGUAUCAAACUAGCCAUGGAGCACAAUUCGGAUCAACUACACCAUCGUCCUCUGUGAAUGAACAGGUAGUGGAAUCUGGCAAUGGAUCCAAUACGUCAGAGAAUAACUUUCAAGACAUUUCUUCACAGUUCCGUGAUGCGCUAAGGCUAGAUUCCAAUGCCCUAACUCAGAAACCUGAGGAGGCUAAUGGUCGUGAACAAAAUGGUGCUAAAACUCUAGUCUCAUCUGGCAACGCUGAGAGGAACUUAGAGAGUGCUCUUCUCGAUGAAAGGUCACUUUUGGCUUGCAGUCGUACUAUACCAGCAGGUGGAAGAAUCAGAAUCAGCUCAACGGUUGAUGGUUGA
Molecule: messenger RNA, 1332 nt
Organism: Brassica oleracea var. oleracea
Lineage: Eukaryota; Viridiplantae; Streptophyta; Magnoliopsida; Brassicales; Brassicaceae
Source: RefSeq, a predicted model, not a curated record